Molecule: messenger RNA, 1167 nt
Organism: Guillardia theta CCMP2712
Lineage: Eukaryota; Cryptophyceae; Pyrenomonadales; Geminigeraceae
Exons: 11
Coding region: 1-1167 (388 amino acids)
Biological process (GO): protein phosphorylation; intracellular signal transduction
Cellular component (GO): cytoplasm
Molecular function (GO): protein serine/threonine kinase activity; ATP binding
Source: RefSeq, a predicted model, not a curated record
AUGGAAUCGGAGGGAAGGCGAAAGCCUGAAAUCAGGACCGUCACAAACAAGGCGAUGGAGAGAUCAGGCCAUAUGCUGCGCCGUCCUCCUGCCUCUCGUCGCCUCUUCCAGAGGUUCGUCACUUUCGCCAUGUCAAGGUUCCCCACCUCUGUGGUCCAAGGGAUCGGCUUCCAAUCUCUGUCCAAGGAUCUUUUCGAUCGUUUCUUCUCCGGGAGCUUCGGGCCUGAAGACAUCUCCAGGGACCUGGUAGACACGCAGGAGGUGACGGAGAGGAAGCAAGAGGGAGUUGAGUGGAUCAACGAGUUCGAGGUGGUAAAAGACCUGGGGAUGGGGUCGUUCGGUACCGUCAAGCUGGUCAGAGAUUCCAAGAGCGGAGAUCUCUACGCGAUGAAGGUGUUUGACAAGGAGAAGCUUCGGAACAAGUGGAUCGGGGCGACCAAUAUGUUGGAGGAUGUUGAGAAAGAGAUCAAAAUCCUGAAGCUCAUGGACCAUCCGAAUUGCAUCAAAUUGUACGAAGUCCUAGACAACCCUGAAAAUGAGAAACUUUUUCUCCGGCUAGAGUACUGCGAAGGAGGACAGUCAAUGCUCUUCGACGCACCUCUCAUCUCCAGAAUGAACACAUGGUUCAGCACAGCUCCUUUCUCGAUGGAUCAAAUCAGCGUAGAGCCGCUCUCAGAGGACACAGCACGCAGAUACUUCAUUGACCUACUGGAUGGACUCGAGUACAUGCAUGACAACAACAUAAUCCAUCGUGAUAUCAAGCCGGAGAACCUUCUUCUCACCAAGGACGGGAAGGUCAAGCUUGCGGACUUUGGCACCGGCCAAGUUCUUUCUGAAGGAGAAGACACCAUCGCCUUCUCCCCUGGGACCCCGGCCUUCCUUGCACCUGAGGCCUGUAGGAAAGGACAAUACAGCGGGCGAGCAGCAGACAUUUGGGCGGCAGGGGUUACACUCUACACGUUCCUUCACGGUCGCUCUCCUUUCAUCUGUGCGAAUCCGCUGCAAAUCUACAAGAUGAUCCGCGAAGAGCCCAUCGGCUUCUCCUCUCACCUCUCGCCUGAUUGCCGUGAUCUCCUCAGAAGGCUGCUGGACAAAGACUUCCGACGGCGAAUCAAGAUGAAGGAGAUCCGAGAACAUCCUUGGAUCUUGCAAGGGAGUGCGGAGUGA